AUGGGCCUUCUAGCAUCUAUCCCCAAGGCAAACAAUUCAUUACACAGCACAUUUGAUAUACACCAUCCGCGAUCCCGGGUUGUAUUUCUCUCGAAACGCCCUGGUCGAUCUCGCUGCUCUGUUCGCAAAUCACCUUUUGCAAAGCACUCCCAGUUCAAGCAACCAGAGCACAGCAGGCAUGAUAACGGCUCUCAAAUCAAGCCUCGACGGGAAUUUGACAACGACAUUUCGCCUAGCACAUCGAGUAAACCAGGACCAUCAUCAGCAUGCACAAAGACGUCAUCAGAAAACAGCCCUAAGACUCGACGACAACUACACAAAUCAGACUCUCCAUUCGACUUGAAUUCGUUUCCUGAGCCACCUUCUGCAAUUACAAUUAUGCAACCAGGGAAAUGCAGCCUUCGCAAGGCUACUAAUUCUGCACGUAGGCAUGCCGCACCGAAACCUCCAUUGGCCUUGGCACAGCGCAAACUGCUUGUUCCCAACCCGCGACGACCGGCCAAUGCCCGCCAGAGUCUAAUGGACGCCGCCAGCGACUUGGUCGACCCUUCAAGGCGUCAAUCCGUUGAUUCUGUGCUUGUAGCGGCGGUAUCUCGAAGCAUUGCCCAACAGUUUCGAUUAGUCUCCAAGCUUUCAAGCAGAACCUCGUCUCACAACAACCCAUCACGCACAUCCAGCCAGCAGAAUGCUUUGAACCGAUUCACCAGAGACCUUGAGUCGUAUGCAAAGCAGACAGAAGCCAAGGGAAAGGCUUCCAAUGUCGCGCCAACGCCGCCAGGAGAUAACGCAACACUUCAUACAGUCUCAGACCUUCUCCCUUAUCGUCCUCAGCUGCGUGCUGCAGGGCUGGCGGUUACUUCCAGAGAGCAAGGUCAAGGUGUACCUCAUUACUUGAAGCAGCUGCAGCCGGGCUUACCACCGCCUACACUGCAUCGACAGCGUGGUCAUGGCCGACACCAAGUCACGCAACUGGACGGAUAUACUGGCUCUGGACCAUCGCAAAGCACUGGUACUGAGGUGUCAUUCGCACGAUCUCAGGACAUGGACGAGUUCAGGUACGCACUUAUUGACGAGGCACCGGUGCGAAAAAAGAAGCAUCGGUCGGCAAAGAAACGACCAGCUCGUCGCUGUCUCCCAUGUUUUCCAGCAGAAGAAGACUUGACUACAGAUACGGACUGGGCUCACUUCAGGGCACCUUCAGCACGGCCCAAGGUUCUUCAAAAGAAGCCACCCAAGGAAACGAGAGAAUAUCCACGCAACAAGGCGCUCCCAAUCCAGACUCGUGCACCAGAGCCAGUCGGUUCUAGCUCCCACAGCCCUCACCAAAAGUCAACUGCGCAAGAGGAAGGAAACCCGCAUGUUCAGGAAGCAGCUUACGAAUGGGAUAGACCAAACUUCAUCACCACAGGAAGGAGACACUCCAUGACAAUGCCAAAGCCUCAGCCCCGUAAUAAAGCGUGCUAUAUCGGGCAUCGGCAUCGACACGGCGCGGAAUCACAAGAACGAGUUGGCAAUAACUCCAUGGCCGUUUCAGACCAUGCUAAACCGCUUGGGUACAAUGGCACUAUCCAGACCCGUCAGCCAGGUCGCCCUCCUCCAAGUGUAGAAGCGCCGCCGAAUGUGUCGGCGAAGCCUUCCCAAUCUCAACGUGGGAAUCAGGUCGAUACGCUCUUGACCAGUCAGACAGAUGGCCAGCGAGGGCGAGGAACCGGUGCGGGGGCUACCUCAAGUCGUCAGCGACCUCCCCGGUCGAUUCGCAACAAGAAGCAGCCUGUUUCCCAGUAUGAUCCAUAUCACAUUGGAAUCUGCUGCCCCAAGAGUCGAGGCGUUCCAGCCAUGUUAACCGCCCGGCCCAACAUUCCCAGAAGGACAUCAUCUAUCCAAGGCAGCACUGACUCGAUCGAAGUCGACUACGACGACCGAGAAAUAUCGGAUCGUGAUGUUCUUAGAGGUCUGCACAUUGCGGCAUCUGCCGCGUGCAAUGAAGAGAUUGAUGCUUUUGUCCGGAACAAGACGGGGCUUCGAAUCCGUCGCUUUCUCGCCGACCUGAUGGCGCUGGAAACUCUGACCGCCGUCCGAGCCGGGGAAGAUGAUGAGCAGCAUGCCAGAAGAAGGCGAGCAGAGAUGAGAAAGCUCAAGCAACAGGUGCGACGUUCGCGCGAGGUGGUUAUGGCCGGGGGUCUCAUCUGA
Pochonia chlamydosporia 170 is the source of this 2190-nucleotide messenger RNA. RefSeq lists its product as hypothetical. The record is from RefSeq and is a predicted model, not a curated record. NCBI's taxonomy places the organism in Eukaryota, Fungi, Ascomycota, Sordariomycetes, Hypocreales, Clavicipitaceae. The transcript has a single exon. The coding region runs from base 1 to 2190 and encodes 729 amino acids.